Messenger RNA from Zea mays, 1219 nucleotides. Its product is annotated as ALFIN-like transcription factor. The record is from RefSeq and is marked provisional. The transcript is spliced from 5 exons. The coding region runs from base 100 to 861 and encodes 253 amino acids. Gene Ontology annotation, molecular function: transcription coregulator activity; histone binding; transcription cis-regulatory region binding. Gene Ontology annotation, biological process: regulation of DNA-templated transcription. Gene Ontology annotation, cellular component: nucleus. Lineage: Eukaryota; Viridiplantae; Streptophyta; Magnoliopsida; Poales; Poaceae.
CUCGGCUCCAGGCCGCAUCGCGAUCAGUCAUCUCUUUCCCUCCCAGCCUUCCUCCUGCGUCUCGCUCUCGCCGGAGGUCAGGCGCACCGCCGCCGGGCGAUGGACGCCUCCUACCGCCGCGCCGGCACCGGGAGCGGCUCCGCUCCCCGCUCCGUCGAGGACAUCUACAAGGACUACCGCUCCCGCCGCUCCGCCAUCCUCCGCGCCCUCACCCACGACGUUGAGGAGUUCUACGCGCUGUGCGAUCCAGAGAAGGAGAACCUGUGCCUGUACGGCUACGCGAACGAAGCGUGGGAGGUAGCGCUGCCGGCGGAGGAGGUGCCCACGGAGCUUCCGGAGCCGGCGCUCGGGAUCAACUUCGCGCGCGACGGGAUGAACCGUGGCGACUGGCUCGCGCUCGUCGCCGUACACUCUGACUCGUGGCUCGUCUCCGUCGCAUUCUACUACGCCGCGCGGCUCAACCGCAGUGAUCGGAAGCGUUUGUUCGGCAUGAUGAAUGAUCUGCCAACUGUUUUUGAAGUCGUCUCCAGUGGUGUGAAGCAAUCAAAAGAGAGGGAUAGAUCCGGUACUGACAAUGGUGGUAGAAAUAAACUGUCGGUAAAGCAAACAAGCGAGCCACGAUUAGAAAAUAACGCCAGGGAGCCUGAUGAGGGCUACGAUGAAGAUGACAGCAACCACAGCGAAACCUUGUGCGGGACAUGUGGUGGAAUAUACAGCGCUGAUGAGUUCUGGAUCGGGUGCGACGUGUGCGAGAAGUGGUACCAUGGCAAGUGCGUGAAGAUCACACCUGCAAAGGCGGAGAGCAUAAAGCAGUACAAGUGCCCAAGCUGCUGCAAUUCAAAAAGACCUAGGCCGAUUUAGGCCUAUAGCAUCGCCCUCCUCCCGGGAGGACGGCCAUGGAUGGAAGAAGACUGGACAAGCAGGUCAGAGUUUCCUCUUGCGCAAGGUCAAUGCCGCCUUGCGAUGUUUACUGUACCUUUUCGAUUAAGCUUACAUAUGACGAACGAUGAUGAUGCUAAUGUUAGCAGGGAAAGAUCACACAUUAAUUUAUAAUCUUUUUGUGGUUUCUCCAUGCCGUGGAGAGUUAUGGUAGUCUGUAUGUUGCCGGAGAAGGAAUAGGGGCAGAGGAAGCCUUUGUAAUCUUUCUAUAGGUGGAAUGUGCAGCUUAUGCGAAGAUAAUAAUAAUCCGUGAUGUUCAUGUUAAUAUAUUUUAUUUACU